Drosophila novamexicana is the source of this 4677-nucleotide messenger RNA. RefSeq names its product cleavage and polyadenylation specificity factor subunit 1 (gene CPSF1). The record is from RefSeq and is a predicted model, not a curated record. Lineage: Eukaryota; Metazoa; Arthropoda; Insecta; Diptera; Drosophilidae. The transcript is spliced from 2 exons. Bases 107 to 4474 code for a protein of 1455 amino acids. Gene Ontology annotation, cellular component: mRNA cleavage and polyadenylation specificity factor complex; nucleus. Gene Ontology annotation, molecular function: nucleic acid binding; protein binding.
GCAGAUGGUAAAACAGAUGUAAACAACGCCGGCAGUCCUUCUUGUGUUGCUCAGUGGGAUAUGUUUAAGUUAGUUAUUUGUUAAAAUUUAAAAAAAAUCCGCGAAGAUGUUCUCAAUGUGCAAACAGACACACGCGGCCACAUCGGUGGAAUUUGCCAUUACGUGUCGCUUUUUCAACAAUCUCGAGGAGAAUCUGGUCGUGGCCGGCGCAAAUGUGCUCAAAGUGUACCGUAUUGCGCCCAACGUGGAUGCGGUGCAGCGCCAAAAGCUUAAUCCCACCGAGAUGCGUCUGGCGCCCAAAAUGCGCCUCGAAUGCCUAGCCAGCUAUUCGCUCUAUGGAAAUGUUAUGUCUCUGCAGAGUGUCUCACUGGCGGGCGGCAUGCGGGAUGCAUUACUGAUUAGCUUUAAGGAUGCAAAGCUGUCUGUGCUGCAACUGGACGCAGAUACGCAAACCCUAAAAACACUCUCGCUACAUUAUUUUGAGGAGGAGGACAUACGCGGCGGUUGGACGGGACGCUAUCAUGUGCCUGUGGUGCGUGUGGAUCCAGAUGCGCGCUGCGCCGUGAUGCUCGUAUAUGGCAAGCGCCUGGUGGUGCUGCCCUUUCGCAAGGACAACAGUCUUGAUGAGAUUGAGCUGGCCGAUGUAAAGCCCAUUAAAAAGGCGCCCACAGCUAUGGUCACACGCACGCCCAUUAUGGCAUCCUAUCUAAUAGCGCUCGCUGAUCUGGACGAGAAGCUGGACAAUGUGCUGGAUAUACAAUUUUUGCAUGGCUAUUACGAGCCCACAUUGCUUAUACUCUACGAACCGGUGCGCACCUGUGCCGGCCGCAUUAAGGUGCGCUCCGACACCUGCGUGCUGGUGGCCAUCUCACUGAAUAUACAGCAGCGCGUGCAUCCCAUUAUCUGGACUGUAAACAGCCUUCCCUAUGACUGCCUGCAUGUAUUUCCCAUACAGAAGCCCAUUGGCGGCUGCCUGGUCAUGACUGUGAAUGCCAUCAUCUAUUUGAAUCAGAGCGUGCCGCCUUAUGGCGUCAGUCUAAAUAGCUCGGCGGAUAAUAGCACCAGUUUUCCGCUCAAGCCGCAGGAUAAUGUACGCCUUAGCUUGGACUGCGCCAAUUUUGCUUUCAUUGAUGUGGAUAAAUUAGUUAUUUCGUUACGCACUGGCGAUCUCUAUGUGCUUACCCUGUGCGUAGACUCCAUGCGCACUGUGCGCAACUUUCACUUCCAUAAGGCGGCGGCCAGUGUGCUGACCAGCUGCAUAUGUGUGUGCCACACGGAGUAUAUAUUCUUGGGUUCUCGCCUGGGCAAUUCGCUGCUGCUGCACUUUACCGAGGAGGAUCAGAGCACGGUAAUUACUUUGGAUGACAUGGAAAAUGCCGUGGAGCAGCAGGCUGUUGAGCAGGCACCCCCACAGCUGGAUGAGGAGCAGGUCUAUGAUGUGGACCAGCAUGAGGCACCAUCGCAAGCCAAAUCCCGUCGUAUUGAGGACGAGGAGCUGGAGGUAUAUGGCUCUGGCGCCAAGGCCUCGGUGCUGCAGCUGCGCAAAUUCAUCUUUGAGGUUUGCGACAGUCUCAUCAAUGUAGCUCCCAUCAAUUACAUGUGCGCCGGCGAGCGUGUGGAGUUCGAGGAGGAUGGCAGCACACUGCGCCCGCAUGCGGAAUCCCUCAAUGAGGUCAAGAUUGAGCUAGUCGCCGCCACGGGACAUAGCAAAAAUGGCGCACUUUCGGUAUUUGUCAACUGCAUCAAUCCGCAGAUCAUCACCAGCUUUGAGCUGGAUGGCUGCCUGGAUGUCUGGACGGUGUUUGAUGAUGCUACACGUAAACCGACAACGGCACGCCAGGAGCAGCAUGAUUUUAUGCUACUCUCACAACGCUCCUCGACCCUCGUGCUGCAAACAGGCCAGGAGAUCAACGAGAUCGAGAACACGGGCUUCACGGUCAACCAGCCAACUAUAUAUGUGGGCAAUCUUGGCCAGCAGCGCUUUAUAGUGCAGGUAACCACACGUCAUGUGCGUUUGCUGCAGGGCACUCGGCUAAUCCAGAAUGUGCCGAUCGAUGUGGGCUCGCCCGUGGUGCAGGUGUCCAUAGCUGAUCCUUAUGUCUGCCUGCGCGUGCUCAACGGACAGGUUAUAACGCUGGCGCUGCGCGAGACCCGCGGCACACCCCGGCUGGCCAUCAAUAAGCACACCAUCAGCAGUUCGCCUGCUGUGGUGGCCAUUGCAGCGUACAAGGAUUUAUCCGGACUGUUUACAUGCAAGGCGGACGAUGUGCUCAAUUUGACUGGCAGCUCGGGCCCCGGUUUUGCCAAUAGCUUUGGCGGUUACAUGAAGGCCGAGCCGCACAUGAAGGUGGAGGAUGAGGAGGAUUUACUGUAUGGCGAUGCGGGUAACGCCUUCAAGCUGAACAGUAUGGCCGAUUUGGCCAAGCAGUCGAAGCAGAAGAACUCGGACUGGUGGCGCCGCCAGCUGGUACAGGCCAAGCCUAGCUACUGGCUGGUUGUGGCACGCCAAAGUGGCACACUUGAGAUCUAUUCCAUGCCGGACAUGAAGCUUGUCUACUUGGUCAAUGAUGUGGGGAAUGGGGCGCUGGUCCUGAACGAUGCCAUGGAAUUUGUGCCCAUUUCGCUGACGCAGGAGAACUCCAAGGCGGGCAUAUUGCACGCGUGCAUGCCGCAGCAUGCAAACUCCCCAUUGCCGCUGGAGCUGUGCCUGGUGGGCCUGGGUCAGCAUGGCGAGCGACCAUUGCUGCUGGUGCGCACACGGCUCGAGCUGCUCAUCUAUCAGGUGUUUCGCUAUGCCAAGGGUCAUCUGAAGAUACGAUUUCGGAAGCUGGAGCAACUGCAUCUGCUGGAUCAGCAGCCCACGCACAUUGAGCUGGACGGCGAUGAGGCUGAGGAGGCCGAAUCCUACAAUAUGCAGCCCAAAUAUGUGCAGAAGCUGCGCUAUUUCUCAAACGUGGGCGGCCUGGCUGGGAUCAUGGUGUGCGGCAUGAAUCCCGUUUUUGUAUUUCUCACCGCACGCGGCGAACUGCGCAUCCAUCGGCUGCUCGGCAAUGCGGAUGUGCGCAGCUUUGCGGCAUUCAAUAAUGUGAAUAUACCACAUGGUUUUCUUUAUUUCGAUACCACAUACGAGCUGAAGAUCUCGGUGCUGCCCAGCUAUUUGAGCUAUGAUGCCGCCUGGCCGGUGCGUAAGGUGCCGCUACGUUGCACGCCUCGCCAGCUGGUCUAUCAUCGCGAGAAUCGCGUUUAUUGCCUGAUUACGCAGAAGGAGGAGCCCAUGACCAAAUAUUAUCGCUUCAAUGGCGAGGACAAGGAGCUGUCUGAGGAGAGUCGCGGCGAGCGUUUCAUUUACCCAAUUGGCUCACUGUUUGAAAUGGUGCUCAUCAGUCCGGAGACCUGGGAAAUUGUGCCCGAUGCUUCCAUACAAUUCGAGCCGUGGGAGCAUGUCACCGCCUUCAAGAUAGUGAAACUCUCGUAUGAGGGCACACGCUCCGGAUUAAAGGAGUACCUGUGUAUCGGUACAAAUUUCAACUAUAGCGAGGAUAUCACCAGUCGCGGCAAUAUACAUAUCUAUGAUAUUAUUGAGGUGGUGCCGGAACCGGGCAAGCCCAUGACCAAGUUCAAGCUCAAGGAGGUCUUCAAGAAGGAACAAAAGGGACCCGUUUCGGCCAUCUCCGAUGUGGUUGGUUUCCUGGUAACCGGUCUCGGCCAAAAGAUUUAUAUCUGGCAGCUACGCGAUGGUGAUCUCAUUGGCGUCGCCUUCAUCGAUACCAACAUCUACGUGCAUCAGAUUAUUACCGUCAAAUCUCUGAUCUUUAUAGCGGACGUCUAUAAAUCGAUCAGUUUGCUGCGCUUCCAGGAGGAGUAUCGAACGUUAUCGCUGGCCUCGCGCGAUUUCAAUCCGCUCGAGGUCUUUGGCAUUGAGUUUAUGGUGGAUAACUCGAAUCUGGGCUUUCUGGUCACCGAUGCGGAGCGCAAUCUCAUUGUCUAUAUGUAUCAGCCGGAGGCGCGCGAAUCUUUGGGCGGCCAGAAGCUGCUGCGCAAGGCCGAUUAUCACCUGGGCCAGGUAGUCAACACCAUGUUCCGUGUGCAGUGCCAUCAACGUGGCCUGCAUCACCGUCAGCCCUUCCUCUACGAGAACAAACACUUGGUCAUCUAUGGCACCUUAGAUGGCGCCCUGGGCUACUGUCUGCCGUUGCCGGAGAAGGUUUACAGGCGAUUCCUUAUGCUGCAGAAUGUGCUGCUCUCCUAUCAGGAUCAUUUGUGCGGCCUGAAUCCCAAGGAGUAUCGCACCAUUAAAACGGUCAAAAAAAUGGGCAUUAAUCCAUCGCGCUGCAUUAUCGAUGGCGAUCUCAUUUGGUCCUAUCGCAUGCUCGCCCAUUCCGAGCGCAGCGAGGUGGCCAAAAAGAUUGGCACACGCACCGAGGAAAUACUUGCCGAUAUGCUGGAAAUUGAACGCUUAUCGGCCGUGUUCUGAGUUGCCAACUGGCCGCCUACUUUUGUAAAGUUAUCCCUAAGCUGUAGUCCUAGGUUUUAUUUUUAGUUAAGUUACGCCAGCUGCAUGUCAACAUAGUCCAACUGCCCCAGCCCCCCAUACGAUAAUGUCGUAGUAGCAACAAACUAUUUUGUUAAGUAAAGCGAUUUGUGGAUUUCCCUCCAAACAAAGAUAUAUAAAUAUAU